GCCAAUAAAACGCUUUUUGCGAAGCCGGUUGUAGAUUUUAUUUUUUAUUUUGUUUAAUUUUCUGUAUUGUAAAAUACAAACAAGGUGGAGGUAAAAGAUUGCCUGCGCUUGCAGCCGACGUCCACCCAGCCAUGGAUAAAAUCAAAAUCGAGGAACAGGAUAGACCCCGGCCAUUUCAGACCAGUAUUAGAAUGGAAGAAUCCAACCAACUACCUUAUAAAAAUAUUAGAUUGCAACAAGAGAGUCUAGGACUAUUCAGUUCCGGAAUUGGAGCCAGCAAAUCGAUCCAGGAUGUGUAUGUAAAUACUAGUAGCAGUAGCUCAUGUAGCUCAGUUAAACUACAAGAUUAUACAGAGAGCGAAAAAAGAUAUAUUAACCCAUUUGCAAGUAACGAUUUUUACCAUUUGCUAGAUCAGCCUUGUAGUAGCAAACAAGCCGAUUUAAUUUUAAAACAAUUUGAAGCUGUUUCUUUACCUGUGCAGAAAGUUAAGAAGAUAAAGAAGCGGUUUCAGUGUCCAAUAUGCAAAAUAGGUUUAUCAUCUUUCUAUGUGCGUGUGCAGCACAUCAACUACCACUUCAAGUACAACCCUGUCAGUUGCUUCAGCUGUGGUAAGUUCUUCGUCAAUAAGAAACGGUACUUCCUCCAUAACGUCAUCCAUUGUGUAAAAAAGAGAAGACCAAGGCGAGAGAUACCCGUACUAUCCAUACCAGAAGAUCCAGAAGACCCGGAAGACCUACCAUAUCCAUUUGAAAACAAUCUCGUAACAAAUGGAAAGGUCAUUGACGAUUCUGUAAUCUUCAACAAGCCCCAAUUCGAGUGCGAGGUUUGCCUAGAACAACUCACCAGUUUCGAUGCUCUCCAGCAACAUUUAAAGAGCCACCCAAAGAGUUUCGACUGCGAUCUUUGUCCCAAGACGUUCACUCGAAAGUCCACUCUAACACAACACAAGCUAACUCAUUUAAGCCCGCAAUUUAAGUGCGAGAUAUGUUUUAAGUUAUUUAAAAGUAAGUCGAAUAGAAAUAGACAUUUACUAACUCAUUCCCAGAUCAGAAACAGCUAUUUCAAAUGCACUAUGUGUCUACAGAAGUUCUCCAAAACCAUCUCGUUCGUAAAUCAUUGGUUCUCCCAUCAAGAAAAGCUCCAACAACAAUGCAAAAGGUGUAAUAAACGGUACAUUAAGUACUACGAAUUGUUGAAUCAUUACAAGAAGGAGCAUUUUACCAUUCCUGAAGAGGUCACUUUUGCCUGUUGUCCGUAUUGUGAAAUUAACUUCACAAAAGAAUCUCUUCUCGAACAUCUAGAUACUAAACAUGAAGAACUCAAAGAGUGUGGUCUAAAGAAGCCUUUCACUUGUCAAUAUUGUCCUAUGUCGUUCAUCUCUGAGCAAGCUUUAGAUAACCACGUAUCAGUAGAUAGACGCCCUGUUCAAUGUAACAUUUGUUGUAUAGAGAUCUGCAAUUAUGACAGUUUAGUUAAGCAUCUACAAGAAGCUCAUAUUAAUUUAAAAACUCCCUUUCUUUGUGUAAUAUGUACUCGAGAAUUUCCAGACAAAGAUACUUUAGUCAGCCAUUUGUUGUCUGAGCAAGGCACUGACUCUGCAGAGUAUUACAAACAAUGUGAGAUUUGUCGUUGGAACUUUUUCGACGAGCAAGAGUUUAACGCUCAUUGGAAGUCGUUGCACCAUUUGUCACUUCCCGUUGAAGAAGUCGUGGAACACCAGGAAGUCAUUGAACCCGUAGUUGAAAAAACUGAGGAGGCUAAAGACGAAUUUGAUAUUGUUUAUGAAGCGCUGGAGAUAAAGGAAGACACCGUUGAAUAUAGCGGGUUUUUUGAUCUGUGUUGAACUUUGUUUUAUGUAUUAUGACCAAAUCGAUGCUUGUAGAGCUAUGUCGAAAACCAAUAUGAACUUGUGAUUAACUGUACAUACAUCUAGAAUGGGAGAUCAAGUUAUUAGACCAGUAAGGAUCUGUUUUUAGGUAGAUGUGAGAGGUGGCAUUCAGAUUUUUGCGGAUAAAGUUAGGUGAUAACUUCGUUAAUAAUAAUUGACUUAUGCUCCUUCACAAAUAUACCCGGAACAUUAAUAAAAAAAAAUAAAAUUCAAAAAUUUCAAAAAAUUUCGUUUUUUUCUUAUUUUUUUUGCUUAUAACUUUAAAUCGAUUCAUUUUGGAACAAAGUCGUAUAGGAAUAAAACAAAGAUAAUUAAAUUUUCUAUCAGAUGCAAAUGGUUAAAAAUGUCUUAAUUUAUCACCCUUGCUGCAAAAUAGCAAUAAAUAUAAAAUAAGGGGGCAAAACAAGCCUGUCCUUAUUCAAUGAUUUUCCAUCACUUAGGUUACACUUGGAACCUUCCUAAUUCGCUUAGAAAAUUUUUGUAAUGUGCUAAAACCGUACACCAAAUUUUAUUAAAAUUGACUUACUAGAUUUUGAAUAAUAAUUUUGCAAUGUAAACUUUUUUUAAAAAAUUUAAAUUUUUUAAAAUCUUGCACAACAAAAACUAGAGCAUACAAAGAUUUGUCAAUUUUUUUGCAUAUAAAGAAGUACUCCACCUAUCUAAUGCACUUUACAGAAUUGAAAUCGGAUUAUUUAAGCAGCCUCAGCAAUGUUUUAAAGUUAUAAACAAUUUUUUGGCUUAUAAACAAAUUAGUCCUGUGGCCCGGAGGGGGUGCUACGGGCUCCUUUAUUUAGAUGGACUUACCCAAGAUUUUUAUGUAUAUUUUGACCCGUAGAACACGAUUUUUUUGGGUAACAGUUGAUCCGGAUGUCGAUAAGAUUGUUAUAAACAAAGAACUUGAGGAAUUACAUAACCUCGAUUUUUCGAAAAAUAAAACAUUUUUUUGCAUUUCUUGGGUAAUUCUAAGCAAAAAAUGUUCUUACAAGUUUUUUCGUAGGAUGCAUAGUUUUCGAGAUAAACGCAGUGGAACUUUUCAAAAUUCGAAAAAUUGCAAUUUUUGAACGCGAAUAACUUUUGAUUAAAAAAUAAAAUAGCAAUUCUGCUGACAGCAUUUGAAAGUUUAAGUCAAAUUAUACCGGUUUUAAUUAUUUGCAUUGCUAAAAAUUAAUUUUUUUAUUAUUAAACAAAGCUAUUUGUUUAUAAGCCAAAAAAUUAUUUAUAAGUUUAAAACAUUGCUGAGGCCCCUUAAAUAAUCCGAUUUUAAUUCUGUAAAGUGUAUUAGAUAGGUAGAGCACCUCUUUAUAUGUUAAAAAAUUAGGCAACUUCUAAAUGGUCUACUUUUUGUUCAGAAAGAUUUUAAAAAAUUUUAACUUCUUUAAAAACAUUUAGAUUGCAAAUUUAUUAUGCAAAGUCUAUAAAGUCGAUUUUAAUGAAAUUUGGUACACGGUUUAAGUAUAUUACAAAGAAUUUCCUAAGCGAAUUACUAAGGUUAUAAGUGCCACCAAAGUGGUUAAAAACAUUGAAUAACAACAGGCUUAUUUGGCCCCCUUAUUUUGUAUUUAUUGCUAUAUUGCAGAAAAGGUAAUACGUUAACACAUUUUUGACCAGUCGUAUAUCAUACAGAAUUCAAUUAUCUUUAUUUUAUUUCUGUACGACUUUGUUCCAAAACGAAUCGUUUUAAAGUUAUAAGCAAAGAAAGCAGAAAAAAAUGGACGUUUUUCGAAAUUUUUAAAUGUUUUAAUUUUUUUAUUAAUGUUCCGGGCAUAUUUGAGAAGGAGCAUAAGUCAAUUAUUAUUACUGAAGGUGUCACCUAACUUUAUCUGCAAAAAUCAGAAUGCCACCUUUCACAUCCAAAAAUAGACGUUUUUUCACAGAUCCUUACUGGUCUAUAUUGGCGUCUUCUGGUAUAGUUUUGUUGAGCCUUUACGACGAAAUUACUAUUUUACCAUGGUUACGCCAGUCAAUGGGAGCUAGAAUAGGAUAUUACCUCCGAAUUCGACCCUAUGGCAUGGAUUUUAAUGAAAUUUUGGAAAUAGCCUCUGCUUAUCUCCUAAUUCAAAGUUUACCCUAUGCCGAUGUGUGCUUUUAUCUUGGGGGUGGUUCCCACUCCUUCUCAGGAGUGAAAAUUUUUUUGGUUAAAAUAACUACGGAAUUCGCUAGAGAACCUAAUUCUAAGCAAACACUGUUCUAUAUAUUUUUUUGAAAACUCAAUACUUUUUGAGUUAUUCGUGGUUGAAAAUUUGCCAUUUUCAUUGAAACAUAACACUUUUUCGAACGGUUUUUCGCAAAUACCUUAAAAACCAUGCAUCUUACUAAAAAAAACUAUAUAAAACAUUUUUGUAGGUUAUAAAAAUACAAAGAGAUGCUUGCCUUCACAAAUCUUCCACUUAUAGAGAUAUGGUAGGUGAAAAGAGUUUGUUUUUUUGGUACAUGCCCAAAUUGGUCUAUUCAACUUGAAAUAACAGAGAAACGGUCGAUUUUAGGUGUAUAAUGCUAUAAAUACCUUUUGAAGUGAUUGAAACGACCUUUAAAAUGAGCAAUAUUAAAGAUCCAUUUCAUUCAAACUAAGCGAGAUAUGCUGCAAACAAAAUUGAUAACUAAUGUAUUUUAAGAAAAAAUGAGAAGUGAUUUUAACCCCCAUUCACCAGAAUUUAAAUGCUUCGUUUUCCUUCUACAAUAUCUUUUAUUAUAGUGUUAUUUCUAUGUUCAAAAAGUUGGACGGGUUUAAAAUGAAUGGUUUAAAAAAAAUAAGAUCAGAUUAUAGAGCGCAUUUAUAAAUUUUCUUAAAAAUCUUCCUUUUUCUCCAUGUAACUUGAAAAUGAUAAGAGAUACAGUAGUAAAAAAUAAAAACGAAGUUUUUAUCUAAAAUAUCCCCACAUUUUUGUGUGGUAUCUUUUUUUCGUAUCUUAUCAUUUUCGAGUUACAUGGAGAAAAAGGAAGAUUUUCAAGAAAAUUUAAAAAUGCGCUGUAUAAUUUGAUCUUAUUUUUUUCAAAAACCGUUCAUUUUAAACCAGUCCAAAUUUUUGGACAUAGAAAUAACACUAUAAUAAAAAGUAUUGUAAAAGCAAAACGAUGUAUUUUAAUUCGACUGGAUAAGGGGUUAAAAUCACUUCUCGUGUCUUCUUAAAAUAUCAAAGUCAUCAGUUUUUUUGUAGCAUAUCUCGCUUAGUUUGAAUGUAAUCGACAUUUAAUAUUGCCCAGGUUAAAUGCCUUUUCAAGCACUACAAAAGUUAUUAGUAUCAUUAUACAUCUAAAAUCAACCGUUUCUCUGUUAUUUCAAGUUGAAUACACCGGUUUGAGCAUGCACACAAAAAAAACAAGCUCUUUUCACCUACCAUAUCUCUUUUUGUAUUAUAACUAAAAGAUUUAUGAAGGAACGAAUCUCUUUGUUUUUUUUAUAAGGUACAAAAAUAUUUUGUAGAGUUUUUUUGUUAGAUGCAUAGUUUUUCAGGUAUUCGCAAAAAUCCGUCCGAAAAGGUGUCAUUUUUCAAUGAAAAUGGCCAAUUUUCAACCACGAAUAACUCAAAAAGUAUUAAGUUUUCAAAAAAAAAUUAUAGAACAGUUUUUGCUUAGAAUUAGGUUCUCUAGCCUCUUCUGUGGCUAUUUUAACCAAAACAUUUUUCACCCCCGAGAAGGGGUGGGAACCACCCCCAAGAUCAUCGGCACAUCGGCAUAGGGUAGACUUUGUUUCUUGAGCUAUUCCCUAGUUACUGUGAAAAUAUCAAGUAAAUCGAUUUAGUAGGAUGGAAUUCGGAGCCAAAUACCCUCAUUGACUGCCCUAGGUGUUAUAUCGUCGUAUGUCUUUACAAGUCACCCAAUUUUACCAGAUUGACAACGAUUCUUUGGGAAUCGUAUUUUUGAGCCAUUACGAUGGAAUUACUGUUUUAAAAUGGCGUUAUAUCGUCGUAUCCCUUUACAACCGUGUGCAAUCAAGUGUGGUAUUGUUUUUAUUUAUGAUGAGAUAAGCAGAUCAGGGUAGAAAUUAUUUUCCUAUAAUUCACAUUAUUUUACCUCCCAAUCCACAAUGAUUCUUUGGGAAUCAUCACUUAAUUUGUUUCUCGCUAUAAUGUCUCAUUGUCGUUAAGGUUUUGUCUAUUUAAAGGUUAUGACGGCCUUGAUGUGUUAUUUUUGUCCUAAAACCGUCUUUUGGCAGUUUUAAAGGUUUAAAACUUAAGUUUUUAAAAGUAUUCGUUUUAUUUAUGUAUAUGUCAGCGAUGUCUUCAAAAAUAUUUUGUGGUUUUUAAUUUUUACCCUUAAAUGUACCUAUUCUCCCCAUUGACUUGACUCACAGAUUCAUUCUUCUUGUCCAUAUGUUCAGAUUGUUCUAUUUGUUGGUUGAAUUUUUCGCCAAAAUAAACGCAUUUCCCUUGAAAACGUCAAAAUACUCGAAUUUUCAAUUAAACAUCUGUUUAAUUUUCAUUAAAUACAUUACCCCAGUCUAUCUGUAAAAAAAUGAUCAAUUUCAUCAAAAUAAUCGUGUACAGGAUUUUGAAGGUUCUGAAAGGUAUAAUAUGAGAAACAACUGAUGAGAAAUCCUUGAAAACGUACAACUGUCUUUGCUUUGUUUUUUUUUUAAAUCAUAAAAAGUGAAAAAAUAGUGACGAACUACUUGAAAUUAUGGCAAUUAAUGAGUUAUUGAAGUGUGCUAAUUCUUAUCUAGAUCGACCAAAUAGUUUGUACACUGCGCGACAGAGAAAACGGGCCACCCACAAUAUGGGUCAUUUUUGAUGUCUCGAAUUUCCUAAACCUGUUGUCCGAUUUAAGUGAUUUUUUAAUAUGUCAUAGCCUUAUUCUUUAACUAUAUCGCUGUAAUAAUAUUGGUGCUACACAGGUAAAUUGUCAUUGUGUACCAGGUGUACCAAUCAAGCUGUGUUUUUUCUUACAGUUCACUACACCUUGUGGAAUAUUCUAGCAUUUAUAAAAUAGUGAAAUUAAAACUCAACUAUAGCCUCGGGUUUUCUUAACAUUCUGUUUUUUUAUUCAUUCGCUUAUGUUAGAUAAUAAAAAAGUUAGGUACUUUAACAACUAGCCUUGUUCUCAAUACAGGCUGUUUCUAAGUAAGUGCGACAAACGUUAAGGGGCAAUUCUGCAUGAAAAACUAAUGACCGUUUACUUUAUAAACAUAUUAUGUCCGCAAAUGCUUCGUUUGCGAGAUACAGGAUGUUGAUUUGUUUUUUACAAACUGACGAUUCAUUGUUGUAUUUGACUAUCGAUCUAUUGAUCUAAAACCGGUUGAGAUAGGCAAAUGGAAUUUGGUAGGUUUUAAGAGGUAGUUAUUGCUUAUUUUUUGACAUACAAUUAGGAAUUUUAUAUCCACCAUUGGCGUGCAUACGGGUAAUAUGACCGAACAUAUGUUUAUAAAACAAACGGUCAUUAUUUUUUCAUGCAGAAUUACCCCUUAAAGUUUGUCGCACUUAUUUAGAAACAGCCUGUAUUGAUGAAGGGCAUGGCUAGUUUUUAAAGUAUCUGACUUUUUUAUUCAACAUAAGCGAAUUAAUUAAAAAACAGAUUGUUAAGAAAACCGUGGGCUAUAGUUGGGUUUUAAUUUCACUAUUUUAUAAAUGCUAGAAUAUUACAUAGGGUGUGGCGAACUUUGAGAAAAAAACACAGUUUGAUUGAUACACCCGGUAUACAAUGACAAUUUACCUAUCUAACAACAUUAUUGCAGCGAUAUUGUUAAAGAAUAAGGCAUACGUAUUAAAAAAUCACUUAAAUCGGACAACUGGUUUAGGAAAUUCGAGCCAUCAAAAAUGCCCCAUCUUGUGUGUGGACCGUUUUCUCUGCUAAUCUCUGGGCGAUUAUUUACACAACUGUACUAGCCGAAACAGUAACUGUAGAGCAGGGGUGGGCAAUAGUAUAUUGUACAACAAGUGAGAAAAAAGACAUAUUUCUCACGAGCGCAGAAGUUUGUUGGCACGAGGCGAGGGCCGCAAAUCAAACGAGGGAGAAAUAUGUCAUUUUUUCAUGUGUUGUACACUGUACUUUUUCUAUGAAUGCGGUUUUGUCAAGAGUUCAAACUUCAAAAUUAAAUAAUUUAGGUGCUUUUAUAUAUAUUAUAUGCAUAAAUUGAAAUAAAAUACAUAUACAUGUAGGUAUUUAAUAUUCUUAAAAUUUAUAUACCUUAUUUUUUUAAAUUCUAAUUAAUAGGUAUUUUUGAACAGUUUUGAAAGGUAAUUCCUGGUAUGUUUUGACAACACACAUUUUUUGACACAUUUAUUUGACAACAUGAAUUGUGUUUAUAUUGUGCAUGUUACCAUGGAAACGUGAGAAAAAAUAUUUCUCACUGCAAUGGCCGACUUUUCUCACUGCCUGAAGAAUGGUUCGUUUUGAAUGUAUGUAAGUAGUGAGAUAAGUUGCAUAUCGUAUAGGAUCCAUAGAAAAAUACUUUUAAGCGCGGGCCAAAAUGAAAUUUUCAAAAUGUCUCCCGGGCCGGAGACCUAUACCCAAUAUGUACGCUGCGCACACGCAAAUGUUUUUGGUGGAUGUUUUUCUCUGCCCAAGAAAUUUUUUUGACAAAAAUACUAUAAGUAUCAUUUUAAAGCAUUUGGACAAAGACAUUUGACUGUUAAUAAUAAAUAAUACUAAUAAUAAAUUGUCAUAGUUGGGCGUGGGUGUACAUGCGAACAAUUUGUUUCCAGUAAAAUUACGAAAUUUUUAAUGGGGUCCGUUAUAUUAAGCCAUAAUAAGGAUCCAGAUAAAAAAUGAAAUUCAGAAAUUCAAGAGCAGCCUUUAUGAAGAUAAGGAAAUUUCUGAAUAACCAAAGAUUCAAUCUGCAAAUCUGAUAUCGAAUGUUGUUCUGAAGCUAUUUCCUUGUGGCAUUUUUAUGAUUAACUAUUUUUAUGGAAAAUAAGCCACAAUUAAAUUGAAAAAAAAAUUUUCAAUUUAAUUGUGGCUUAUUUCCCAUAAAAAUAGUUAAUCUGAUAUCGAAUGGUAAAACGUUAUGUCAAGUCAACCAUCAUCGACGAAAUUCAAAGGAGACAACUGAUCUGGUAUGGUCAUGUAGAAAGAAUGGACGACGACAGGCUGCCAAAACAAAUUUUAAAAUUGAUGCCAAGGGAAAGAAGAGAGGAGGACCGAAACAAUCCUAGCUGUGUGGCAUUCAGAA
This is a messenger RNA of Diabrotica virgifera virgifera (western corn rootworm), 8994 nucleotides long. RefSeq names its product zinc finger protein 84-like. Gene Ontology annotation, biological process: regulation of transcription by RNA polymerase II. The transcript has 2 exons. Gene Ontology annotation, cellular component: nucleus. Gene Ontology annotation, molecular function: DNA-binding transcription factor activity, RNA polymerase II-specific; RNA polymerase II transcription regulatory region sequence-specific DNA binding. The record is from RefSeq and is a predicted model, not a curated record. The coding region runs from base 132 to 1844 and encodes 570 amino acids. NCBI's taxonomy places the organism in Eukaryota, Metazoa, Arthropoda, Insecta, Coleoptera, Chrysomelidae.